AUGGACACGAUUAAUACAGGUAAAAAACAAUCUAUUUUAAACUAUUUUAAAAGAAAAGCAUCUACUUCACCUAGUCAAAAUAGUGAAUCUGGUAAGACAAAUAAAGUUCUUGUCACCUCCUGCCCUGUUACUAAUAAUGAAAAUCUGGAUGAAAAAAAUAAGGAUUGUGAUAUUGAAACCAAUUGCACGAUAAAUUCUAAUAUUCAGCUGCUUCCGCAAAUUAAUGAUAUUGCUUUAUUUAUUAAUCGUAGCUUAAAUGACGAAGAAAAGCUAUUAGUGCUUAGGAAUGUUUGGAAACCGCCAAAAAUGUAUAAAUAUCCUUUAUUGGAACAAAACAAAAAAAGAGGGCUUAUAUUUCAAUCCAAAUGGUUUGACGAAUUUUCUUGGCUUGUAUAUUCUGAAAUAAAAAAGGGAGCUUUUUGUAAAUUUUGUGCUAUAUUUUCAAAAACUGGUGGAGCUCUAAAUCAGCCACUUGGGCAGCUUGUAUUAGUAGAAUAUACCAAUUGGAAAAAAGCUAAAAAGGUGUUUCAAAAUCAUUGUAAGUUGGAAUACCAUAUAAAUGCCACAUUAGAUGCUGAGCAUUUUAUAAAUGUAUUAGAAAAAAAAGAGAAAUCCAUUAUUGAACAGCUAGAUUCUGACAGAAUAGUUCAAGUAAAAAAAAAUAGAAAACGUUUGGUACCUAUCAUUGAAUGUAUCCUCCUGUGUGGUAGACAAGAGUUAGCUUUGAGAGGUCACCGAGGAGAGAAAAGAAAUAUAUUAAUUGAUGAAAAUGCUAUUCAAAAUGCUGGCAAUUUCCGUGCUAUUUUGCAAUUCAGAGCCAAAGGGGAUAUAUUUUUACAAAAUGUCUUAGAAGGGACAGAUACAAUUAAUGAAGCCCAGUGCUUUUCUGUACUUGCUGAUGAAACUACAGAUAUCUCUACAUCCGAACAGCUGACUUUAUGUGUCCGAUACAUUGAUUCUGAAGGAAACUUAAAUGAAGACUUUUUGAAAUUUAUUAUUGUAGAGAGUUUAACUGGUAGUGAUCUGUCCGCAGCAAUAUUGAAUGGUUUAGUUGAAUGCGGCCUAGACUGUGCGUUCUUAAUCGGGCAAGGCUACGAUGGUGCCAGUAACAUGAGUGGAAAGGUUCAAGGAGUCAAGUCUUAUAUUCAAACUAAAUAUCCGAAAGCUAUUUACGUACACUGUGCUGCACAUUCCCUAAAUCUUGCAGUCUCAACAGCAAGUGACUUAAAGCCGAUAAGAAACUGUUUAGGGAUAAUUGAAAAAGUGUAUACAUUUCUGAACACGCCUAAACGAAGUGCGGUCAUGUUUCAUGUCAUUGACAAUGAAAAUGCAGAUUUAAAUAUAAAAAAACUGAAAAGACUUUGCGCUACUCGAUGGAUACAGCGUUAUGACGCUGUUAAUGAUUUUUGUGAAUUACUGCCAUAUGUUAUGAUAUCAUUAGAUAAAAUAUCAGAAUGGAGAGAUUCAUCAGGUGCAGAUGCUUCAAUACUGAAAAAGGCUAUUGAUAGUGAAUUUUUAAUUUCAUUAUUUGUCAUAAAAAAAUUAUUUUCAUUUGGACUUCCACUAUGCAGACAAUUACAGUUAAAAAGAAUUGACCUCAAGGAUGCUGUGCAACUUGCAGAAGAUACAAUAACUUCUUUAAAAAAUAUUAGAGAAAAUAUAGAACAAGAAUUUCAAAUUAUAUAUAACUCAGUGAAAGAAAUGGCAAACAUUAUUGAUGUAGAAAUAAAAGCAAAAAGAAUUACAAAUAAGCAGAAACACCGAGCUAAUUACAAGACUGAAAAUGAUGAAAACAUGGAGUUAGUUGAUUUUUUCAGAAUUUCAAUAUUUAUACCAUAUAUAGAUAAUUUUAUUUCUCAAUUAGAGUUAAGAUUUGUGGAUCAUAAAAAAAUUUUUGAAGGAUUUGAAUGUUUAUUUUCUAAUCAAUCCUCUAAAGAAGAAUUAGAAUCAUUCAACAAUUUAUUAGAGUUUUAUACGCCUUUAAUCGAUUCCAAUAAUUCAACAGCAGAAUUAAUGCUGUGGAAAGUUAAACUCUCCAGGCUAAAUAUUGUUCCAAAAACAAGUCUCGAAGCAUUUUUGCUGUGUGAUGCAAAAAUAUUUCCAAACAUUAAUAAAUUAUUAAAAAUUUUAUGCACGUUACCCGUUUCGACAGCGACCCCCGAAAGAACUUUUUCAACACUUAAAAGAGUUAAAACUUAUUUAAGGAAUACUACGGGUCAAAAUCGACUUAAUGGACUUUGUAUGCUAUCAGUUCACAAAAAUAUAAAUGUCACACCUGAUGAGGUACUCAAUAUACUUUCGUUGUCCUCAAGAAAAUUGGACUUUGUUUUAUAG
This is a messenger RNA of Macrosiphum euphorbiae (potato aphid), 2334 nucleotides long. The record is from the annotation of a GenBank genome assembly. Lineage: Eukaryota; Metazoa; Arthropoda; Insecta; Hemiptera; Aphididae.